UCCAAUAUAUAUAAACCCUCCAUGCUCCAGAGAUCAACAUCAGUUUUCACAACUGCCCAUCAUGUUCAAGAACGUCGCCCUCUUCUUGGUCGGCCUCCAGCUGGUCUGUGCCUCCCCAAUCCUCUCUGGAUGUGGAUGUGGAUCCACUCUCCUUUCUGGCUCAUCCUACGCCGAAGGUCUCCCAGCUUCCCUCCCAGCUAUCUCUGAAAGCCUCCCAGCUGUUCUCCCAGCUGCCUCCGGAGUCUGGACUGACGGUUACCACGGUGCUGCCUGGACCGACGGUAUCCACCACUCUGCUGCCUGGACCGACGGUAUCCACCACUCUGCUGCCCCAGCCCUCUUGAGUGAUGGUAUCUCUACCGCCGGCCCCGUCUACAGCGGUGCUGAACCCGGUGAAUGUUUGACCCACCGCGUCGAGCGUGUUGUCAAGCCCGUAGUAGAUGAGUGCGUCACCAACGUACCAGUCGUCAGGAAGACCAUCAGGAACCAGGAAGAGUCUUACACCCGCCACGUUCCAGUCGUACACAAGUCCAUCCAGAACACUGAAGAGAAAAUCGUCCGUCACGUUCCAGUAACUCACAGGUACAGCCGCCCAGUCGUUGAGACCCGCACCCGCCACGUCCCAAUCGUCAAGACCAGGACCCGUACCGUCAUUGAACCAUACACCGUCCACGUUCCAGUUACCGACCGUUUCACCCGUGGAGUCGAAGAGUCCGUCACCCGCCACGUACCUGUUGUAGAACGCCGUUGCAGACCCGUCGUCAACGAAAUCCACCGUACCGUCCCAGUCGUAGAACGCCGUUGCAAGCCCGUCGUUGAGACCCACACUUCCGUCGUCCCAGUCAGGAGGAGGUUUGUCAAGCACCUCGUUGAACAGAAAGUCCGUGCUUUCCGUACCCCCCUUCCAUCCCCAUGCGGUCCAUACGCUGAGCCCCUCCUCUCCUCCGCCCCAGGAGUCACCGUCUCUGGAGCUCACUACGCCGACGGAGCCAUCCUCUCCCACGGCCCAACCUUCUCCUCUGCCCCAGCUGUCUCCAUCUCUGGAGCUCACUACGCUGACGGAGCCAUCCUCUCCCACGGCCCAGCUUUCUCUGCCCCAGCUGUCUCCGUCUCUGGCGCUCACUACGCUGACGGUACCGUCCUCUCCCACGGCGCAGCUAUCUCCUCUGUCUCUGGCGCUCACUACGCUGACGGAGCCGUCCUCUCCCACGGCCCAGUCGACAUCUCCGGCCCAGCUCCAAUCUACUCUGACGCUCUCCCAGCUGCCCUCCCAGCUGCUCUCCCAGCUGCCCUCCCAGCCCCAUGCGGCCUUGCUUACUAAAAAUUGUCUAGAUAACGAUUUUUAACUAGCUAGUAGGUCAUAGUUUUAUUUUUUUACUGAUUUUUUUAAAAAGCUUUGUAUAGUCCCACGGACAGGUUAGACUGCACAUUCAUAAUUGACUUGUUGCGGUGGGAAUCACAAAAAUACUUCAUUUGAGUUAAAAUGUAAAAAGUUUUAUUUUAAUAUGAUUUUUUUACGAGAAUAAAGAAAUUUUGCAAUCAUAUAUGUUAUCUUAAUCAUCUUCUUUCCUGAAAAUCAUUAUUUAUUGAUUUAUAAUUGUAUGUAAACCAAUUAUAAUUUAUUUAAUAUUAGGAAUACUAUUUAUUUUAUAAUUUUCUUUAAUUAUAAUUAAUCAUCAUCUGCUGAUUGUCACUUUCAUGGCAGGAAUCAAAAGAUCAAGAGAGGAAAAAAAAAUAAUAUGUUUAUAUAUGUAUAUAAACAAAGUGGAGCCUCUUUUCCGCUUUAGAUUUUUUUUAGAUUAUUAUGUUUAAAGGUUUAUGAAGAUAAUAUUAAAGUAAGGUUGCUAUACAAACAUUGAACAAACAUAAAUAAUCAUU
Messenger RNA from Nezara viridula (southern green stink bug), 1878 nucleotides. The record is from the annotation of a GenBank genome assembly. Lineage: Eukaryota; Metazoa; Arthropoda; Insecta; Hemiptera; Pentatomidae.